Molecule: messenger RNA, 72 nt
Organism: Spirodela intermedia
Lineage: Eukaryota; Viridiplantae; Streptophyta; Magnoliopsida; Alismatales; Araceae
Source: the annotation of a GenBank genome assembly
AUGAAACACGUUUCGUGCGGCGUCAAAAAGCUCAGAGGUUUUAGACGGGCUGAUUCCUUGUUCCGCAGAUGA